AUGCUGAUAUCAGUACAUCCAUCAUUAUGGUAUCGUGAUAGAAGUGGACUACGAAUAGGAGGAGUUUCAAGAUAUACCGUUGAGUAUACCCGGAUAGAUCCAUCAGUAUCGGAGAUAUAUGUUCGCCUAAAAAAUAUUGAAAAAACAACCAUCAGAGCCAUACAUUUACUAAGUGGACCUUUUAUACUAUACUGUCAUGUAGUACCCGUUAACUACAACUAUAGAAAACCUUUCCAUCCAGAAGAUGUUGCAACAAACAGUGAAGUGGUGUUUCACAAUCAAAUCAAACCCAAUCAAUCAUUUAAUGUCACACUAUUGUUGAAUGAGAACUCCCUCAAGGGUACAAAUAAUGAUGGAAAUGAUAUAUUCCAAUGGGAAAUAGAAGUCGUAUCUCAAAUUGUCAUAACUACAAAAACUGAAGUGGUAUAUGAUCUCAUGAUUGGUGAUGACUUGCGCUUUUUAAAGAAAUUGAAUGGUCAUAAUAUUGUCACUCAAACACUCAAUAGUUUUGGAUCUAAUAAUAGUAGUAAUGAGCAUAUGAAGAAAUUAGACGUUAUUGAUGGCCCUCUGACGGAUAAUCAUGUUUACAACCCUCAAUUGGUUGUUAAAAAGAUGACUGCUGAUGACAUUUGGUCUAAUGAACCGAGAUUUCCGAAGAAACCUGUUCAUUUGAUUAUUGUUACCCAUGGGAUCUUUUCUAAUCUAACAGCAGAUAUGCUUUACAUUAAAGACCAAUUGGAACUAAGAGUCAAAGAUAAUAUAUUGGUCAGGGGUUACAAGUAUAAUGCUGGUCAUACAGAAAAAGGUGUCAAAAAAUUGGGCACCAAUGUUGCAAACUACAUUAUCGACUUAAUUGAAGACGGGACGUAUUCUUUUGAUAAAAUCUCAUUUAUUGGUCAUUCUUUAGGUGGAUUGGUACAGUUAUAUGCUAUUAAGUAUAUCUUGGUGACUAAAGGUGCUGAUUAUUUUGAUAAGCACAACAUAAAGCCUACCAAUCUAAUAAGUAUGGCAUCGCCGUUAUUGGGUAUUUUGAACGAAAUGAACUUUUUAAUUUCAUGGGUAUUAGAUAUUGGAACACUUGGAAAAACUGGUCGUGAUUUAACUUUGCUGAAUAGGCUACCAGCAUGGAGUGAUUUAAGUGUUGGGGACUCCAAGAAAAGGGAUUCGUUUAAACCUGUACUAGAGACUUUACCUGACGAUCCAUUGGAAACUUUUCUCGGUAGAUUUGAACAGUUGGUUGUUUAUGCCAAUGCAAUAAACGAUGGAAUAGUCCCCUUGAGAACUGCAGCGUUGUUGUACUUGGAUUACGAGGCAUUGGGUGAUGUAUCGCAAUUGAAAAAGAGUAGGCAUAUUAAGGAUCAUCCCGAGCUUGAAGAAAGGAAUCACCCAAUAAAGUCUAAUCUCAGUCGAAAUAGUGUACUGGAGAUUCCUGAAGAAGAUAACCAGGUAGUUAAGGACAUUCAGGAUGCAACUGCGGUGAACAACGAACAGCAAACUGCGAGCUCCUUGAUGACCAAGUUACCAGGUAAGCUUGAUAAUUUUGUAAAUUCGGAUUCUGCUGCAAGUGAACAAGUUACUUCACACAAACGUAAACAUCACCUAACAAGAAGACAAAAGAGAUAUAAGAAAUUUAGUGUUAAAGGAACGGAAUCAUCUUUAUUCAAUGAAAUACUACCAGAACAGAAUUCUUUACAAGAACAGACUUCUGUUUCAAGUCAUGAUUCCCAAAGUAUUGUCGUCCCACCAAGAGCAUCUGCAAUAGAAUCUGCCAUUAAUACAAUAGUUGGCCCAGUCCCAUCAAGCUUCUAUUUGAUGAAUCCAGACCAAAGACAACACGUUAUAUUCCAUGACAAGUAUUACCAGUUUGAUACUCCCCCUGGUGGAGAAAUCAAUGGAAAUAAACACUGA
Candida tropicalis MYA-3404 is the source of this 1908-nucleotide messenger RNA. RefSeq lists its product as uncharacterized. The coding region runs from base 1 to 1908 and encodes 635 amino acids. The transcript has a single exon. Gene Ontology annotation, molecular function: monoacylglycerol lipase activity. Lineage: Eukaryota; Fungi; Ascomycota; Pichiomycetes; Serinales; Debaryomycetaceae. The record is from RefSeq and is a predicted model, not a curated record.